AUGAGUAAUAUUACAGUGAUUACUACUACAUUUGGUACUGUAGAUGAUCAAAUUCGAUUAACAAUUCUGUUUAAUGUUUUAAUUAAAACUUUUUCACAAUGCUUGGAUGGUUUUGCAUGGAUUAUUGGAAAUAUUGGAGCAAUUUGUACUUGUAUUGUGUUUCAUCAAGCGAUAUUUCGUAAAAGUCCUUGUGCUAUGUAUGUUACAGCUUCAAAUUUUUCACAAUUAUUCAUUUUUAAUUUUGCAACUUUUAUUCGAAUGAUUCAGUAUGGUUAUGGUGUUUUGAUUAAUUCUCUUCCUGCAUGGUUUUGUAGAAUUCGUUUUUAUAUUUAUUAUGUUUCAAUGGCUAAUGCUCGAUAUAACAUAAUUUUUGCAUCGGCGGAUCGUUAUUUUUCGAGUUCUCAAAGCAUUAAUCUUCGUCAAUGGAGUUCAUCAAAAGUUGCUCUUCGCCUUAUUAUUAUUGAUGCUAUCAUUUGGAUUCUCUUCUACAUUCAAGUUCUCGUCAUGUAUGAUGUUCAAAGUAAUAAAUGUCGAAUUCAUUCAACAAGCUUUUUCACCUAUUUUAAUUAUUUUAUUACAUUUGAAAAUGGUUUACUUCCAAUAAUUCCAAUGUCAAUCUUUGGAUUACUCACUAUUCGUAAUAUUCAUCAAAGUAAACGACGUAUAAGAACAACAGAAUCAAUUAAUGGAAGUGAAAAUGGUAACAUCACUCUUGUAUUAAGAAAAGAAACACAAUUACAUAAGAUGUUGAUUAAUCAAGUCAUUGUCUAUUUAAUUUUCAAUAUUCCUCUGCCAGUAUACGGUAUUUAUCGAUCAUAUAUUAGUAUUAGUACAUUAUCAAGAUGGCGUGCUGUGAUGGAUACAUUUAUGAAUAAUUUAUUCUAUGAUAUGAUUUAUCUUGGUUAUGCUUUAACAUUUCCAAUUUUUAUAUUAACAUCAGAUAUAUUUCGACGAGAAUUGAAAAAGAUUAUUAAAAAAAAAUUAGUUUAUCCAUGUCAACGAAUCAUCACACGUACAAAUUGA
Molecule: messenger RNA, 1023 nt
Organism: Adineta ricciae
Lineage: Eukaryota; Metazoa; Rotifera; Eurotatoria; Adinetida; Adinetidae
Source: the annotation of a GenBank genome assembly